AAGGUUUAAUGAGACUCCAUUGGGUUGUAAUCAGUGUCAUGUCGGAUUCAUGUAAACUACAACAUUGUAACAAAAUGGCGUCUGUUUAGGUAACACCAGCAGCAGGCAGCAGCGCAAUCCCAGCUCGCUCAGCUGCUAGAAGCCAAGGGUUCUGCUGAAGGACGUUUGAUCAGCAGUGUUCUAUGGUGAAUGAUGAUCCUGGAAAUUGAGUGAUUUUCUUUAGAGCCCAACCUGAAAUUUAAUUCACCAUUCCUGGGAUUUACAAGAAUGUCCUGUAUUGUGGUUCAUAACCUCUUCUUGCAGUGCUUUUUGAACUAUGGGUGCUUUUAAUUUUUAAAAAGAAGAAGGUCAAGCUCUAUGGAUCGCUCCUGCCUGGAACAAAUUAUUCAAACAUGGUAAAACGUGCAAACCCCUUGUACACCGAGUGGAUUCUUGAAGCAAUACAGAAGAUCAAAAGGCAAAAGCAGAGGCCUUCCGAAGAGAGAAUUUGCCACGCCGUGUCGGGGUUGCGUGGCCUCGACAGAAAGACCGUUCUCCAGCAGCUGGAAUUAAGCGUUCACGAUGGCGCCAUCCUCAAGGUUACAAAUAAGGGGAGCGCGUCGUAUAAAGACCCGGAGAACCCAGGGCGAAGUUCGUCUCUCAAAUCUGGACGCGUUUGCGCGUCUCUAAAAGGAUCUUCCUGGGGCUCCGCAGACCUGCGUCACCUGGAUUGGAAUAAGAUUCUGAGAAGGGCCAUCGAAGGUCUCGACGACCCCAGCGGCUCCUCUCUGAGGAACAUCGAGAGGUUCCUCCGGAAGCAGGAUGACCUGUCGAACGUCGUGGGCAACCCCAUGUUCCAGCGACGGCUGCGCUUGGCGGCCAAGCGGGCGGUCAACAACGGGAGGCUGCUGAAGAACGGGCCGCUCUACAGGAUGAGCUGCGGGGGCGCGGAGGGGAGAGGGUCCUCCCGGGGCGUCGGCGCUUCCCCGCUGCUCCUGCCGCGCGUUACACUUCUUCCACACGAGAAAGACCAGCCGCGGGCCGACCCCAUCCCCAUAUGCAGCUUCUGUCUGGGCACGCGGGAGUCCAACCGGGACCAGCAGCCGGAGGAGCUGCUGUCGUGCACGGACUGCGGUAGCAGCGGACAUCCGUCGUGUCUGAAGUUCUCUCCUGAGUUGACCGCGAACGUGAAAGCGUUGCGGUGGCAGUGUAUCGAGUGCAAGACGUGCAGCUCCUGCAGGAUCCAGGGGAAAAAUGCGGACGAGAUGCUUUUCUGCGAUUCCUGUGACCGGGGGUUCCACAUGGAGUGCUGCGACCCCCCCCUCUCUCGAAUGCCAAAAGGAUUGUGGAUCUGCCAAGUCUGUCGGCCCAAGGAGACGGGGAGGGGCCUGCUGCACAAGAGGGCUGCCCAGAUCAGGAGACGAUAUGCAAAGCCGCUGGGAAGACCCAAAAAUAAGCUAAAGCAACAAACCAUGUCCGUAACCGGCGGCGACGGCUCCACGAUAGCACUGACGGGAAGGGGGUCACCUGGUAGGGGUCAAAAGAUUACAGUCUGUACCACACCUUCAUCUGGUCAUGCUGCAUCCGCGAAGGCCGCCAGGAGCCGAUUGGCUGUUACAGACCCCUGUUGGGCGGGUGACACCACCAAAUUCACCACCACCACCUCCUCCUCCUCCUCCACCACCACCACCUCCUCCUCCUCCUCCUCUUUCACGUCUGCACCCACCUCCUCCAAACUUACCGUUAACAAGAAAACCAAAGGGCUCAUUGACGGGCUUUCCAAAUUUUUCACCCCCUCCCCCGUGGGCCGCCGGUCCCGCCCCGGCGCGGUAGACCCGUCCAAGCAGCGCCGGCCCAGGAAACGGGGCCUUCCGAAACCGCCGCGCACCCCUCGUCCCGGCACUCAAAAGCUAACCACUCCCCUCUGUCCGCUCCCGCCCCCCCCUCCUCCUCCAUCGUCCGGACAGAGCCCCACCUCGCUGAAAUCCAACAGCUCCACCUCCGCUAACUCCCCCCAGAGCUCUUCCAGCCAAUCGAGCGUGCCCUCCCUUAGCAGCCUGUCCAAUCACAGCCAGCUUAAGGGGCUCUUCGACGGACUGUCGCACAUCUAUGCCACUCAGGGACAAUCUCGGAAAAAGGGGCUCCCUAGCUACGCCCCGCCCAGGCGCCGGCGCCGGGCGCCCGAUGCGUCUUCCACGCCCCGAUCCUGCGCCCAGCUCCACGGGACCCGAGAGGGUAAAAAUAGGCUCGUGUCCCACCCCUCCCCCUCCGGCUGGGGCGUGUCGAGGGGACGCCCCUUUAAGGCGGCGGGCCAUUUCAGACGCACGCCCUUCCUCAGAAAGCACAGGAUCCUAGGCAGGUUAAAAUAUAAAGUGACCCCUCAGAAGGGUGCCCCCCCGCCAGGGAAGGGGGGCGUGGCAGACGGAAGAGUUAAACCCGCGCCCGACUAUGAGAAUGAAGGCACAAAGCACGUCAAGAAGGACACUCACGAUGGGAUUGUGGCCAUUUCAAAGGAGCACGUUUCGCAGGAGGAUCUGGAAGUGUUCAAGCACGUCCAGGAGCUCUCCUCGCAGAAAACUGGAAGCUUAAACAGUGCGGAUUUUGGACGGUACCCAGCAGUCAUCGAGUUUGGGAAGUAUGAAAUCCACACCUGGUAUUCCUCGCCUUACCCGCCUGAGUACUCCAGACUGCAGAAGCUUUAUCUGUGCGAGUUCUGCCUGAAGUACAUGAGGAGCCGGAACAUUCUCCAGCGGCAUUCCAAGAAGUGUGGCUGGUUCCACCCUCCGGCGAACGAGAUCUACAGAAAGGGUGACCUCUCUGUGUUCGAGGUUGACGGAAAUGUCAGCAAAAUAUUCUGCCAAAAUCUCUGCCUGUUAGCCAAGCUCUUUCUGGACCACAAGACUCUGUACUACGACGUCGAACCGUUCCUCUUCUACAUCCUAACAAAAAAUGAUGACAAGGGCUGCCAUCUUGUAGGGUACUUUUCCAAGGAAAAGCUUUGCCAGCAGAAGUACAAUGUCUCCUGCAUAAUGAUUAUGCCUCAGUACCAAAGGCAAGGAUUUGGGAGGUUUCUUAUUGAUUUCAGUUAUCUGCUUUCCAGGCAAGAAGGACAGGCUGGCUCCCCGGAGAAGCCGCUGUCAGAUCUGGGCCGGUUAUCCUACUCGGCAUAUUGGAAAAGUGUCAUACUAGAGUACCUUCAUAAGCAUCCAGACAAACGCGCCAGCAUUAAGGGAAUAAGCAGGGCCACUGGGAUGUGUCCGCACGACAUCGCCAGCACUCUCCAGCAGCUCAGCAUGAUUGACAGGCAGGAUGGCAGGUUUGUGAUAAUCCGGAGGGACAGGCUGAUCCAGAAGCACGUGGACAGGCUGGAGUCGAACCCGCGUCUGAACGAGGUGGACCCGGACUGCCUGCGCUGGUCGCCCGUCACAGCGCUGAACGCCAUGCUGUCCGAAGAGGAGCGGGAGGCCGAGAUGGACGCCGAGCGCCUGAUGGAGCAGGCCUCCUGCUGGGAAAAAGAGGAGCGUGAGGUCUACAUGUUGAGCCACAAUGGCCGCCAGCCGCACACCAAGGUCCACUGCAAGAACCCGUACAGGCGGGCCCUGGCCAGCGACGACUACAGCGAGGAAGAUGAGGAGGACAACUACGACAGCUCGCCCCCCGUCCUGACCAAAGCCCAGGCCAUGCUGGGCGCCAGGCGAAAGAGAACUGCCAUUCUGAGAAGGAAGAGGGGCAGGAAGAGGAAGAGAAUUAAUAGCAGCGUCACUACGGAAACCAUCUCUGAAACCACAGAGGUCCUGAACGAGCCUUUCGACCACUCUGAGGAUGAGCGGCCUAUGCCCCUCCUGGAGCGCACCUGCCGGGCAGGCGAGACUGAGGAAGAGGACGAGGAGGAAAAGGGCAAGCUCGACCGGACGCCGGUGAAGAGGCGCCGUGGCCGACAGAGGGUGGUGAAAGACGAAGAGCGGAACGACAAUCGGAAACGUGGAGCAAAGGACGCUACGGAUGAGAACAUAAAAGGUUCCUUCGGGCUCCUGAAAACAGACAAUCCCAGACCCGUCAAGCGCAAGAAGGGCUGGCCCAAGGGGGUGAAGCGCGGCCCUCCAAAAUGGCGGCUGAAGAAGGAGCGCAAGAUGGGCUUCAAGCUCAACCUGUACACGCCACCCGAGACCCCCCUGGAGGCGGACCACCAGAUCGCGGCCGAGGAUCCCGAGGAGGGCGGCGGGAAGGCCCCCGCCAUCACCGAGGAGGACGGCGAGGCCGGGCGGGACGCCGAGCCGCUGGACGCCCAGCUGGACCGGCUCCUCUCGGGGUCCCGCAGCCCUGUGGAGUCGCCAGCCCAGACACGGGACGGGCUCCUCCGCAAGCCAGGGUCCCCCGAGGACUCCUUCAGCCAGGAUGAGAGCCAGGAGGAGGUGCCGGACCCAGCCGAACAGGAGGAGGAGGGGGAGGAAGAGGAGGACGAGCGGGAGGAUAAGGAAGCCGCAUGCAAGGAGAAGGGGCGCGAAGGGGGGCUGGCACAGCACGAGGAUGAGGAGGAGGAAGAGGACGAUUCGGUCCACGUGGAGGACCAUGAUGCGGAUGACGAAGACGACGGCCACGCCGACGUGUCGGAGCCAGACAAGGUUGGGGAUGCGUCCGAGAGCUCCGAGGACAAGCCCGAGUACCCCGAGCCUUUUUUAGAGCUGGACGGCCCCAGCCAGCGAGAGGCCAGCCCUGCAGACCCCAUCCCGAGCCACGAGGGAACGUUCACCCCCGAAACCGUAGAGGAGACGUCGGAGAGCGCUGCUGACGCGGGGCGGCCCAACGAGUCCGAGUCCGACGAGGAGAACGUCAGCGGCCUCCUCCAGAAGGAGGCGGGGCCCCCGAGUCCCGUGGAGAAGGAGCACCCGCCCCUCUGUCCCGAGAUGGACACGGAGACGGUGCAGGCGGUGCAGUCGCUCACCCAGGAGGUGGAGCAGGAGGCGGAGCCGGAGGGCGGGUUCCAGGACUGUGCCGAGACGCGGGAGGCGUGUCGGAGCCUGCAGAGCUACGCCCACAUGGACCAGAGCCCCCACGUGCCCCCGCCGGACGACUGCCCGCAGUCCGACCACAGCAGCCCGCUGUCGUCCGUGCACUCGCACCCCAGCCAAUCGGUGCGCUCGGUCAGCAGCCCCGCCGUCUCGGUCCUGGAGAGCAGCUACGCCCAGAUCAGCCCGGACCAGAGCGCCAUCUCCGUGCCCUCGCUGCACAACAUGGAGACGUCCCCCAUGAUGGACGUGCCGUCCGUGUCGGACCACUCGCAGCAGGUGGUGGACAGCGGCUUCAGCGACCUGGGCAGCAUCGAGAGCACCACCGAGAACUACGAGAACCCCAGCAGCUACGACUCCACGCUGGGCGGGAGCAUCUGCGGCACGGGCUCGUCCCAGAACAGCUGCUCCUACAGCGGCCUGUCCCAAAACCCCGGGCUGUCCCAGAGCACCAGCCUGUCCCAAAACCCUGCUCUAUCCCAAAACCCCAGCCUCUCCCAAAACCCCGCUCUGUCGCAGAGCAGCUGCGCGGUGUCGCAGCAGAUGGUGGGUGUCGCCGGCGGCUGCAGUCUGCUCCCGCCGGGCGGGCUGGGCUCGCCGCAGAACUGCACCGUCAAGUCGCCGCAAGGCUGCGUGGUGGAGAGGCCGGCCAGCGUUGGGCAGCAGCACCCCCACCCACAGCACUCGCACCCGCACCCACAGCACUCGCACCCACAGCAACAGCAGCACCCGCACCCACACCCACAGCAGCAACAGCAGCACCCGCACCUGCAGCACCACCCACAGCACCCGCACCCACACCCGCAGCACCACCCGCACCCGCAGCAGCUGGCGCAGUGCUCCAUGUCCGCCAGCUUCUCCUCGCCCAUGCAGCUGGCCGACAUCCCCGAGGCAGGCAACCCCAGCCUGGGCAUCUACGAGCGGAUUGGCCAGGGCGAGUACGGCGGGGGCGGGCCCUACUCACAGCCCUCGGCCACCUUCAGCCUGGCCAAGCUGCAGCAGCUGACCAACACACUGAUGGAGCACCCCCUGCCCUUCAACCACCCGUCAUCCCACCCCAUCACGUCCUAUGCCAACGGGGUCACCCUGCCCUCCCAGCUGGGCAACUCGGGCCUGGUGUCCCUGCCCCAAUCCCCGCACGGGGUGCCCAGGGGCCCCCAGGCCCAGGCCACCAUGACCCCGCCCCCCAACCUGACCCCGCCCCCCAUGAUGCUGCAGCGCAACAUGGCCGCCCCCAACAUGGGCCUCCCGCCCUCUCAGAGGCUGCAGACGCAGAUGGCCGCCAAGAACCACGUGGCCAUGCGGUCCAAGUCCACGCCGCUGUCCCACCACCACCACCACCAGCAGCCGGUGUACGGGCAUGCCCCCCAGGGCGUGCCCAUGCAGGCCCCAACCCGGGCGCUGGCCAUGCCGCGCGUCGACAUGGGCGUCAACCUGAUGCCCGCGCCCGCCUACAACUCCAUGAACAUGAACAUGGCGCCACUCAACGCCAUGAACGGCUACCGCGUGACGCAGCCAAUGAUGAACAGCGGCUACCACGGCAACCACGCCUACAUGAACCAGUCGCCGCAGUACUCCGUGCAGGUGGGCGUGAUGGGCGGCCAGCCCUACGCCCAGCAGCCCAUGCAGGCCCCGCCCCACGGCAACAUGAUGUACGCCCCGGCGGGUCACCACGGUUACAUGAACGCGGGCAUGUCCAAGCAGUCCCUGAACGGGCCCUUUAUGAGGCGCUGAGAGGCGUCGCCCGCGUUUCCACGACGCCCAACGUGCGUUUCCCCAAAGCCCAACGGGCGUGUGCAUACCGCCCAGAAAGUGCACGCCCCCCCCCCCCUUAGUUUUUCCUCUUUUUUUUUUUUGCCUGGAAUACUUUUUCUUUGUGAAGAAUGCAAAAAAAGAAAACAUUUUUUUUUUUUUUUUUUUUAAAGAUGAAAAAUUUGAGCUUUUUUCCCGAAUAACGGGAAGCCUUACGUCAUCAAAACAAAGAUUUAUUGGAUUAAUGUUGGUCUCCAGUAAGGAGUGCUGUCCACUACCCUGAGCUGCGGUGGGGUCCGGCUGCAGCUCUGGGACUGCACUAUCUAACGGAGCCAUUCAAUGUGCCUGCUGCAGAUCUUCACCUGGACGUUAGAGCCUUUUCAGUGUACCUGUCCAACAGAACUGAGGUCUAGUUUGUACUAUACUUAUGCCUUUGUAUAUUUAAAUUAUUGUACAAUUUUGUUUUAUUUUUUUUUUGUAAAGUGACACUUAGCAUGCUACGACGUCUUUGUUAGUGACAGUGCAUUAACUAGUACUGUACGAGUGUUGUGCUAUAUGGCAAGCCAUUUUAAAAAUGUAUGGCCUUCCUUAGGGCUCCCUGUAACGGGAGGAAGAUUAAACUCUAUUUUUGUUAAUUCUAAUACUGUACAAAUUGUAAACUUAGUCCUGUUUCAGUUGUUAAGUCUGAAAGGUUUUAUUGCGAAAUGUGUAUAAUUCUGAACUUUUUGUAUCAAAUUUCCUUAAAUGAGGCAGCUUUCAGUUUUAUAAUGCAGACUGAUUUCUGUCUAAAUGAAGCAUACUGUAUCUGUGUUCGUAACCCAAACAAUUCUAAAACAUUUCAAAAAGUGCUUGUCCAGAAAUGUGGCAGAAUUUAAAAAUAUAAUAAUAAUAAUAAUAAACAUGCGUAAAUUAGUCCAAAGUUGCUAUUUUAUGAAAAUGACUUUAAAUUUACACUUUCAUUCCAUCUGUAGAUUUGUUUUCUAUCUUUAUAAAACGUUGGAUUUAUAUUUUACAAAAGUGUAGAGCAGUAGCCUGUGAAUAGACCAAACUAAGCUAACAGAUCGCAUGUAAAAAAGCAGAUUGUAUUUGUGUCUGUUUAUAUUGCUUUUUUUGUAGCCUUUGUACUUGUACAGAGUGGCUGGUAGGAACGAGAGGGCAAAGCUGGCUAUGUGUACAAAAUAGGACAGAACGACAGUCUCGUAUUUAUGAGUUAUCUUCUUAGUCAGUCACUUAAAAAUGCUGUACAUUUUAGCCUAAAAUAAAUUAUGACGAACCAUA
This is a messenger RNA of Anguilla anguilla (European eel), 8015 nucleotides long. RefSeq names its product histone acetyltransferase KAT6B-like. Gene Ontology annotation, biological process: nucleosome assembly; regulation of DNA-templated transcription. The record is from RefSeq and is a predicted model, not a curated record. NCBI's taxonomy places the organism in Eukaryota, Metazoa, Chordata, Actinopteri, Anguilliformes, Anguillidae. Gene Ontology annotation, cellular component: nucleosome; MOZ/MORF histone acetyltransferase complex. Gene Ontology annotation, molecular function: histone acetyltransferase activity; DNA binding.